AUGCACUCGGCUUCCAGUAUGCUGGGAGCCGUGAAGAUGGAAGGGCACGAGCCAUCCGACUGGAGCAGCUACUACGCGGAGCCGGAGGGCUACUCUUCCGUGAGCAACAUGAACGCUGGCCUGGGAAUGAACGGGAUGAACACUUACAUGAGCAUGUCCGCGGCCGCUAUGGGCAGCGGUUCCGGCAACAUGAGCGCGGGCUCCAUGAACAUGUCAUCGUAUGUGGGCGCUGGAAUGAGCCCAUCGCUAGCUGGCAUGUCCCCGGGCGCGGGCGCCAUGGCGGGCAUGAGUGGCUCAGCUGGGGCGGCCGGCGUGGCGGGCAUGGGACCUCAUCUGAGUCCGAGCCUGAGCCCACUCGGGGGACAGGCUGCUGGGGCCAUGGGUGGCCUUGCUCCCUAUGCCAACAUGAACUCGAUGAGCCCCAUGUACGGGCAGGCGGGCCUGAGUCGUGCGCGGGACCCCAAGACCUACCGACGCAGCUAUACACACGCCAAGCCUCCCUACUCGUACAUCUCGCUCAUCACCAUGGCCAUCCAGCAGAGCCCCAACAAGAUGCUGACGCUGAGCGAGAUAUACCAGUGGAUCAUGGACCUCUUCCCUUUCUACCGACAGAACCAGCAGCGCUGGCAGAACUCCAUCCGUCACUCGCUCUCCUUCAACGACUGUUUUCUCAAGGUGCCCCGCUCGCCGGACAAGCCUGGCAAGGGCUCCUUCUGGACCCUGCACCCUGACUCGGGCAACAUGUUCGAGAACGGUUGCUACUUGCGCCGCCAGAAGCGCUUCAAAUGUGAGAAGCAGCUGGCACUGAAGGAAGCCGCGGGUGCAGGCGGAGGCGGAGGCAAGAAGACAGCUGCUGGGACCCAGGCCUCGCAGGCUCAGCUCGGGGAGGCUGCGGGCUCGGCCUCUGAGACUCCGGCGGGCACCGAGUCCCCCCAUUCGAGCUCUUCCCCAUGUCAGGAACACAAGCGAGGCGGCCUGGGCGAGCUGAAGGGAACACCUGCCUCCGCGCUGAGUCCCCCGGAGCCGGCGCCCUCGCCUGGGCAGCAGCAGCAGGCUGCAGCCCACCUGCUGGGUCCACCUCACCACCCAGGCCUGCCACCGGAGGCCCACCUGAAGCCGGAGCACCAUUACGCCUUCAACCAUCCCUUCUCUAUCAACAACCUUAUGUCCUCCGAGCAACAACACCACCACAGCCACCACCACCAUCAGCCCCACAAAAUGGACCUCAAGGCCUAUGAACAAGUCAUGCACUACCCUGGGGGCUAUGGUUCCCCUAUGCCAGGCAGCUUGGCCAUGGGCCCAGUCACGAACAAAGCGGGCCUGGAUGCCUCGCCCCUGGCUGCAGACACCUCCUACUACCAGGGAGUGUACUCCAGGCCUAUUAUGAACUCCUCCUAA
Messenger RNA from Peromyscus eremicus (cactus mouse), 1398 nucleotides. It is a transcript of the gene Foxa2, whose product is annotated as forkhead box A2. The transcript is spliced from 2 exons. Gene Ontology annotation, biological process: regulation of transcription by RNA polymerase II; anatomical structure morphogenesis; cell differentiation. Lineage: Eukaryota; Metazoa; Chordata; Mammalia; Rodentia; Cricetidae. The record is from RefSeq and is a predicted model, not a curated record. Gene Ontology annotation, molecular function: protein domain specific binding; RNA polymerase II cis-regulatory region sequence-specific DNA binding; transcription factor binding. Bases 1 to 1398 code for a protein of 465 amino acids.